Molecule: messenger RNA, 351 nt
Organism: Bacillus rossius redtenbacheri
Lineage: Eukaryota; Metazoa; Arthropoda; Insecta; Phasmatodea; Bacillidae
Product: octapeptide-repeat protein T2-like
Exons: 1
Coding region: 1-351 (116 amino acids)
Source: RefSeq, a predicted model, not a curated record
AUGAGAAGCAGUGAAGCAGAGAAGCAGAGAAGCAGGGAAGCAGAGUGGCAGAGAAGCAGAGAGCCAGGGAAGCAGAGAAGCAGAGAGGCAGAGAAGCAGAGAGGCAGGGAAGCAGAGAUGAAGGGAAGCAGAGAAGCAGAGAGGCAGAGAAGCAGAGAAGCAGAGAAGCAGAGGAGCAGAGAUGCAGAGAAGCAGAGAAGCAGAGAAGCAGAGAGGCAGAGAGGCAGAGAAGCAGAGAAGCAGAGAAGCAGAGAUGAAGGGAAGCAGAGAAGCAGAGAGGCAGAGAAGCAGAGAAGCAGAGAAGCAGAGGAGCAGAGAGGCAGAGAAGCAGAGAAGCGGAGAAGCAGAUAA